AUGAAGGACGACGAGGAAGGCCAGGCAUUCCUGGGUUCGCCUUCAUCAAAUUGGCAGCAAAGUUCCAGGAGCGUCACUGAGCAGAGUUUCGCUAUUGCGACCCACUACGUCGACAAUGUUAAGGAUGUCUAUUCGAGGUCACGACUGAACAGGUACAAUGUCACGAGACGGCAGCUGUUGAUUACCCUUGGCUGCCUCUUCUUUGGAAUCAUCCUCCUGACAGCAUUCGGUCGGUCGGGUUCAGUCACAGGCUUAGUCGCAUCUUCGGCCGCGGCUGGCAUCUGCAGUAAUGCUCGUGAGAACCCACACAGUAUCAAGGCACCGUCGCGACCGAACGUGGCUCGGUUGACGGCGGUAUGGCCUGGGGUGAAACAUGCGCUCGAAAUAGGAGGGAAGGACCUACCGAGCUUGGACAAACCGGACUAUGCCUUUCACCCUGACGGAGGACCGACGAUUGAGGAUUAUCGUGCCCGAACCGAUGAUCUCAGUGCAGAGGAUGCGCUGAAGAUACGGCAGAUUCAUGCCAAAUACAUCAAAGCCAUACCGAAGUACCCGAAAAAGACAUACAAGGGCCGGGGGAUAGUCAUGCUGGCAGGUGGGCAUUAUAGCGAAUUCGCCGCGACCUCCCUCGGCGUGCUGCGGGAGAUAGGCAGUAUCCUUCCCGUCGAAGUCUGGCGACGAGACGAAAGAGAAGAGAAGCACGACGGCUGGUGUCAGGAGAUCGAGAACGAAGGCAUGGCCUGCAGACGUCUCUCAGACUACCUAGACACCGACCUCAUCGACAUCAAAGGCGGCUACGAGAUGAAAGUCCUCUGCAUGCUCUUCUCCAGCUUCGAAGAAAUCGUCUUCAUCGACGCCGACAACAUGGCCCUCCAACGCCCGGAACUCCUCUUCGACUCCCAAGCCUACAAGGACACGGGUGUAGUCCUCUGGCACGACUAUUGGAACUACGACAACAUCGACUGGCUCGACUACGUCAUCGGCGUCAGCGACGAGAAGAACGAGAACCUGUGGGAACACACCACGCACGAGAGUGGUGAGAUCGUCUGGAACAAGAAACGAAACUGGGACGCCUUGAUGCUGGCAGUAUAUUACAACUACUUCGGCCCGAAACUCUACUAUACCCUGCUCAACUUCAAUUACGCCGGCUGGGGCGACAAGGACACCUUCGCCCUCGCCUUCCGCGCCCUCAAGAAGCCCUUCCAUACCGUCCUCGCUCCUCCCGGAGACGCCUGGGAGCGCGGAAAGGUCAAUACCCGUCGAGUCGGAAUGCUACAGAUGGCGCCUGGAAGUGAUCCACCCGUAGCUGCGUUCCUGCACGUCACAACGGUCAAAUGGUCACACAGAGAUUUCGUCUGCGAUGGGUGCUUACCGAUCUGGCAUACCGAGUCCCCCGGUGAUCCCUUCAUAAGUGGCUGGGAAGACUCGAAUUCCGAACUCUACCCUUUUCUACACAGUAACCUCAGUAUUAUCGAGCCCGAGGGUUUAGAUAAGUACAUGCCUACCACACCGGGCACGGAUGUCCCGCUCCAGCUCGAGGCCAUGCUUUGGAGGGCGACGGAGUACGCGGCGUGUCGGUCUCCGGCUUGGAGGCAUGAGCGGACUUGUGCGGUUGCGCGGAGGUAUAUGAUGGGGACGUGGGGGUUUACGUUUGCGAUGAAGGAGAAGCCCGGGAAGAAUACGACGGAGAUGAAUGGGGGGCUGGCGUGGUUGCCUAGUAUGGAGGCGAAGACGUGCCUCAUAGAUCCGCCGGAUUUGUGA
Molecule: messenger RNA, 1761 nt
Organism: Recurvomyces mirabilis
Lineage: Eukaryota; Fungi; Ascomycota; Dothideomycetes; Mycosphaerellales; Teratosphaeriaceae
Exons: 1
Coding region: 1-1761 (586 amino acids)
Biological process (GO): mannan biosynthetic process
Cellular component (GO): Golgi apparatus
Molecular function (GO): alpha-1,2-mannosyltransferase activity
Source: RefSeq, a predicted model, not a curated record